Cannabis sativa is the source of this 743-nucleotide messenger RNA. RefSeq lists its product as uncharacterized. The transcript has 2 exons. Lineage: Eukaryota; Viridiplantae; Streptophyta; Magnoliopsida; Rosales; Cannabaceae. The record is from RefSeq and is a predicted model, not a curated record. Gene Ontology annotation, molecular function: nucleic acid binding; zinc ion binding. The coding region runs from base 35 to 472 and encodes 145 amino acids.
GAAGGCACUGCGAGCUGAGGGCGCAGUGGGGUGCAUGUCAGAGUCAGCUAGUACUCCGAUUGGUGGCGGAGCUCCUACCCCUCCUGCAUCAGGAUUUAGCAGGGGGAGUAGUGGUUCGGCCAUUGAUCAGAGGAAGAGGGCACCCACUGCUUCCGGCGGCUCGAGCCAGAACAAGAGGUUCCGGGGGAACCAGAACAGAGGGAGUCGUCCUGGUGGUAAUGAGACUCGCUUCUCCUACCCCGAAUGCCCUACCUGCAAGAGGCAUCAUCGGGGAGAGUGCAAGGGGCAGGGAUGCUUUCAUUGUGGCAUGCCCGGGCACUUCAAGAGGGAAUGUCCCCAGCUCCGGCCAGAGGCACCGAGAGCUCCAGCGAUACCCACUCCAGCCAGGGUAUUCGCGAUCACGCAGGCUGAUGCAGAUGCCAGCCCAUCAGUUGUUACAGGUAAAGGCAAGGCAGUUGCUGAUGGACCGUGAGCGAGCUUAUGGGGUUGUACAUGUCGGGGCGGUUAGGCCUGGAGCGUACGAUCCUCGGGACAGCACGGCUGAGAUUUUGUAAUUGUCGUUAGACGACUUUAUUUUGAUGUAAAAGUUGAACAGUGAAAACGUUUGUAAAUAUUUUAUAAAUCGGGAUCCCGUGACUUUUUGCAAAAUGGUUUAUAAGUUAAUGAAAAAGCAAAAAUUUUAAUUAAUCACGUUUUUCCAUAAACCUCGUUGAUUAGCAACGAGCUGCACAGUACGUUUAAAA